Salvia splendens (bonfire salvia) is the source of this 1962-nucleotide messenger RNA. RefSeq names its product pyrophosphate--fructose 6-phosphate 1-phosphotransferase subunit beta. The record is from RefSeq and is a predicted model, not a curated record. The transcript has 16 exons. Lineage: Eukaryota; Viridiplantae; Streptophyta; Magnoliopsida; Lamiales; Lamiaceae. Gene Ontology annotation, cellular component: cytosol. Gene Ontology annotation, biological process: photosynthesis; glycolytic process; response to glucose. Bases 89 to 1792 code for a protein of 567 amino acids. Gene Ontology annotation, molecular function: diphosphate-fructose-6-phosphate 1-phosphotransferase activity; 6-phosphofructokinase activity; ATP binding.
GAGAAAGGGCUUCUCUCUACUCCGAAAGAUCCGAAGCUUGGUCACUCCCAAGUAAAAGUGUGUAAACGAACCACUCACUCUCUUUCCCAUGGCCGCUGCUGCAGUUGUUUCCAACGGCAAUCACGCGGCCGUUCAAACCCCGUCCACCGGCCGCUUCGCUGCCGGUUACAGCGAAGUACAGAACAGCCGCCUCGAUCACUCCCUCCCCCUGCCUUCCGUUCUCAAAAGCUCCUUGAAAGUCGUCGACGGUCCUCCUAGCUCCGCCGCCGGAAAUCCAGAUGAGAUUGCGAAAUUGUUUCCUUGUCUUUUCGGACAACCGUCAGUAAAUUUGGUGCCAGGAGAUGCCGCCGGUGAACUGGCGCCCAAAGCAUUGAAGAUUGGUGUGGUUUUAUCUGGAGGACAAGCUCCCGGAGGGCACAAUGUUAUUUCUGGAAUUUUUGAUUACCUGCAGGAUCGUUGCAAAGGGAGUACAUUGUAUGGAUUCCGUGGUGGGCCAGCUGGGAUUAUGAAGGGCAAGUAUGUAGUGUUGACCCCUGAGUAUAUCUAUCCUUACAGAAACCAGGGUGGAUUUGAUAUGAUUUGCAGUGGGAGAGACAAAAUUGAGACUCCGGAACAGUUUAAACAAGCUGCAGAUACAGCAGUUAAGCUUGAUCUAGAUGGUCUUGUAGUUAUUGGUGGAGAUGAUUCAAACACAAAUGCCUGCCUUCUGGCUGAAAAUUUCAGGAGCAAAAACUUGAAAACCAGAGUUAUUGGAUGUCCAAAGACCAUAGAUGGUGAUCUAAAAAGUAAAGAGGUGCCUACAAGUUUCGGUUUUGAUACUGCAUGCAAGAUUUAUGCUGAGAUGAUUGGCAAUGUCAUGGUGGAUGCUCGUUCAACUGGAAAAUAUUAUCACUUUGUUCGACUUAUGGGGCGUGCUGCGUCUCACAUUACUUUGGAGUGUGCCUUGCAAACUCAUCCUAAUGUCACUCUAAUUGGUGAAGAGGUUGCUGCUAAAAAACAAACCCUUAAAAAUGUCACUGACUACGUUGCGGAUGUGAUCUGCAAACGUGCCGAACUUGGCUAUAACUAUGGUGUUAUACUCAUCCCUGAAGGACUUAUUGAUUUUAUUCCAGAGGUUCAGCAGCUCAUUGCAGAACUGAAUGAGAUUUUGGCCCACGACGUAGUUGAUGAAGCUGGCAUUUGGAAAAAGAAACUCACUCCUCAGUCUCUUGAGCUCUUUGAUUUUCUACCCCAAGCUAUCCAGGAGCAAUUGAUGCUUGAGAGAGAUCCACACGGAAACGUCCAGGUCGCCAAAAUUGAAACUGAGAAAAUGCUUAUUCAAAUGGUUGAAACUGAGUUGGAGGUGAGGAAGCGAGCUUCUGCAUACAAAGGUCAAUUCAAAGGGCAGUCACAUUUUUUCGGAUAUGAAGGAAGAUGUGGUUUACCAUCUAAUUUCGAUGCCACAUACUGCAAUGCCUUGGGUUAUGCUGCUGGUGUAUUGCUUCAUAGUGGGAAAACUGGAUUGAUAUCCUCGGUCGGAAACUUGGCUGCCCCUGUGGCUGAAUGGACUGUAGGUGGAACAGCGCUGACCUCCCUAAUGGAUGUCGAAAGGAGACACGGUAAGUUCAAGCCAGUGAUAAAGAAGGCUAUGGUUGAGCUGGAAGGUGCCCCAUUCAGGAAAUAUGUGUCUAAGCGGGAAGAGUGGGCUCUUAAAAACCUAUACAUUAAUCCUGGUCCAAUUCAAUUUGUGGGGCCAACAGCCGAUAAAGUGAAUCACACCUUAUUGCUGGAACUCGGUUAUCAAAUACUAUAAAUGUGUGAUCUCUGCUGCUCUCCCUGAAUUUCCUUUUCCUCAAGAGGGUUAUUUUGUUAUAAUUGGCACUGUUUUUUGAGACAGGUAGAUGAAUAAUUUAUCUUCGACAUUUAAUGUCCUAGAAUGGUUGGCACGAAAAAAGAAUUUCAUGAAUAUUUUUGGUGGUUCAA